Olea europaea var. sylvestris is the source of this 1995-nucleotide messenger RNA. Its product is annotated as dihydrolipoyl dehydrogenase 1, chloroplastic-like. Gene Ontology annotation, cellular component: oxoglutarate dehydrogenase complex; mitochondrion. Gene Ontology annotation, molecular function: flavin adenine dinucleotide binding; dihydrolipoyl dehydrogenase (NADH) activity. Lineage: Eukaryota; Viridiplantae; Streptophyta; Magnoliopsida; Lamiales; Oleaceae. Bases 457 to 1710 code for a protein of 417 amino acids. The record is from RefSeq and is a predicted model, not a curated record. The transcript has 14 exons.
UAAAUUUGGGAUUUUUAGGGUUUUAAAACUCUUCCUUCUUCAGUUCAGUCACUCGUACAUUUCCAAAACUGUCCACUAUUAUUGCCAUGAAUCUAUGAAAUUCAGCAUGUGGGCACUACGUCGAGUAUCCAUUCCUAUUAGGCCGACUCAAAGAGUGGAGAGGAAGAUGAUGACAUGGAGAAUGGUUUCUCUGAACUUGAAGGUCAUCCAACUGCUUCUGGUGCCACUCUAGAAGAUAAUGCCGAAGAUAAACUAAUUUCUGGCCCAGAGCUAUCUGAAGAGGAGUCUUCUGAUGACUGAAAAUGAGGUGGAGGUAUUAGAUAAUGACACCAAUGUUGCGGAGAAGCUUUCUUCAAGAAAGAUGGGUACUCUAUCUUAGGUGAUCCAGCUUCUUCUCUUGGCAAGUUUUUGGAUAAAUGGGUUGCGGAAGUUACCCGGUUAGAAGUAUUGUCAGCCAUGCUUACUCUGAGGAAACGACAUUUGUCCGGCAAGGCCUUGCAGGUUGCAGCUGCUGGGUAUGAGAGGCAGGCAGUUGCUGACCAAGCUAAUAACCUUGCUUCAAAAAUUCGUAAUAAUUUGACUAAUUCAAUGAAGGCCCUUGGUGUAGACAUUUUAACAGGAUUUGGCACAAUACUGGGUCCUCAAAAGAUCAAAUAUGGAAAAGUUGGCUUUCCUGACAACGUCAUUACUGCAAAAGAUAUAAUUAUAGCUACUGGAUCUGUUCCUUUUGUCCCCAAAGGAAUUGAGGUUGAUGGGAAGACUGUAAUUACAAGUGAUCAUGCUCUCAAAUUGGAAGUUGUUCCUGAUUGGGUUGCCAUAGUUGGAAGUGGAUAUAUUGGGCUUGAAUUCAGUGACGUAUAUACAGCACUUGGUAGUGAGAUAACUCCUGCCGAGGAUGGAAAACCAGUUAUUAUUGAGCUUACUGAUGCCAAGACAAAAGAACCUAAAGAUACUUUGGAGGUAGAUGCAGCAUUAAUUGCAACAGGAAGGGCUCCAUUUACAAAGGGUCUUGGACUGGAGAAUAUCAAUGUGGAAACACAGCGUGGUUUUGUUCCAGUUGAUGAGCGCAUGAGAGUAAUUGAUGCAAACGGCAAUCUGGUUCCUCACUUGUAUUGCAUUGGUGAUGCAAAUGGUAAAAUGAUGCUUGCCCAUGCAGCAAGUGCUCAAGGAAUCUCUGUUGUUGAACAAGUUACUGGAAGAGAUCACGUGCUCAACCAUUUGAGCAUUCCAGCGACUUGUUUCACUCAUCCUGAAAUCAGUAUGGUUGGGUUGACUGAGCCACAAGCGAAGGAGAAAGCUGAAAAGGAAGGGUUUGAGAUAGGUAUCGCAAAAACGAGUUUUAAAGCCAAUACAAAAGCCCUAGCAGAAAAUGAAGGGGAAGGACUUGCUAAGUUGAUAUACAGACCUGACAGCGGAGAAAUACUCGGAGUACACAUUUUUGGAAUGCAUGCUGCAGACCUGAUUCAUGAAGCAUCUAAUGCCAUAGCAUUAGGGACGCGAGUUCAGGACAUCAAGUUUGCUGUCCUUGCGCAUCCAACUUUGUCUGAAGUUCUCGACGAGCUUUUCAAAUCAGCUAAAGUAAGUUUUCUGGCAUUCAGAAUCCUUUGUUCGGACAUCUACAAACACUUUCCACAAACACGUGAAAUGAAUCACCAAUUCACCUUGAGUGAGAAAAUCUCCAUCCUCAAAUUCCCAGCAUUCACAAAAUGAGGAAAAAGACUAUUGAGCGAACUAUCUAGUCUAUCAAGUGUAGCUAAAGUGGCAUUAUUAAAGACCUUUCUUCAAGUUCCAGCUAAGGGAUUCCGAUUGCUGUUCAUUUGGGUACUUGCUUGUGUCCGUAAGUUAGCAUCAAGAAAUUUAGUCGGGAAAAUAUGUAGUUGUAUCAAUCUUUUUAGUUUUCACAUUCACGUGAGGAAUUCGGGUCUAGAGCCAAUUAUAUCGAAUUGAAAGUCUGAAAACAUUAGCAGUUCAAUCUACCAAUUCCAUCUUCUGUCC